AAACGAUGCGCGCUCAAAAAAUUGCCAACACCAAAGUGUAGUAAAGCAUUUGCUAGAGUAAACGGACAAUAAACUUAAAAGCUAAAUUAACAAAUAACAAGGAGAAAAUAAAAUGGCAGGACUUUUGAUCCUGCGGCUGCUGCUGCUCUUUCUGCUGCAGUGCCUCACGCACUUGCAGGCAGAGAUUGCGCACACGCCUUUGGCCAGCAAUCGGAUCAGACUGGAGCCGGAGCCGGAGCCGGAGCCGGACUCAGAGGAGACGCAUGUGCUGCCCGCCAGCUGCCCGCAGCGAAUGGCAUACGAGAAAAUGCUGAACAGCAUCGAUGAUGUCGAGGAUCUGUAUGUGGAUGUGCCCGUGCACAUUGCACUCGAGCAGCGCCAGAAGAAGCGAUUUGUGCUGAAAUUAAACAACUCAACGCCGUUGAUGAUUCUGUUCUCAAUGCCCGUGGCACGUAAGAUUUACUACAAUCAGACAGCGAACCUGCUGCGUUUGCCCGCGCAGGCAAAGGGCCCCGCCUCGGACAGACUGGUCCUGCCCUGCGCCCUGCGCGGCCAAUACGAUCUGUUUGUGCGGGCACGUCAAGGCGGCGCACUCAAACUGGAGGCACAGGCCAAGCAUCCGGAUCAGUCAUGGCCCCUGCUCAAUCACACACAUCGCAUCGCUAUCCGAACCCAGAAUCGUGUGCGCAAGCGUCAGCUGAUUGUCAAAUGGGAGCGUAGCAAACUUGAUUACCAUGCCAUGCACUAUUGCCUGGUGAUCCAACGUGUCGUGGACUUCUCUUCGUCCAGCUCGGGCGGCGGUUUCGACAGCUUUUGUGAGGCCGUCUACGCGUACGGGCGGCAGCAGCAGGCGCAUUCGCGUGCCGCUGCCGGUCCCUGCUCGGGCGCCGGCAAUAUAUUGGAUCUCGUGUGGUCACGCCCGCCAAUGCGAGCGCGUCACCUCAAUCCACGGCACAAUCUGCACAUCGUGUGCACCGGCGCUCGGACAAAGCAGCUGCUGCGCGGGCUACAGCCCAACAGCAACUAUCGACUGCAGCUGUUCGGUGUGCAUCAGCGUCGACAGAAUCUGACGCUGCCGCUGGCCAGCAGCCAGGUGCAUUUCAAUCGCACGCAUCCGACGUCGCUGCGGGAGCAGGCGCUGUCGCUGCUCAAGAUUGGCGGCCUGCAUGGCGUCCAGGUGUACAGCUUCAAGGUGCCCGCGACUACGCCCCCGCCACGUUUCAUGCGAUACCUGCUGCUGCCCUGUGCCGGCAGCGAGAUACGCGUCGAGCUGCUGCGUCAGCAUCGCGUGGUGGGCAGCGUGCGCAACAUCUACUUGCCCACCUACAGAAAGCUGGAAGGCGUCCUGCCCGGCGAGCGUUAUUUGAUGCGCUUUGAGCCCAGCAACGAGGAUGAAGCGUUGCGGGCACAAAAAGUGCGCCUGGCUCUGAGCAGCGAACGCCUGUUCCGCGAUCUGCCGGAACUGCCCGACAACAUAACCGUCUUCGAUGUGAGCACGCGCUGCACCAGCACAACCAUCGCAUGGCACGGCUCACCCGAUGAGCGCGCCUUAAGCUACUGCGUUAUUGUCUUUAAUCUACCGCAACGCAGUUCUGCGGAUUACACAAACUAUUGCAUGGACUUUGGGGCGUCGCGGAUAACGGAGCACAAGAACUUCAAGUAUAUACGCUGCCGCGAGAAACAGCCCAGCAACGUGGACAAGCUGGAGACGGAAACUAUACUGAGCUUGUCGCCAGGCGAUAGCUACUUGAUUUACGUGACCGCCAACCUGAGCAUGGGCAAGCCGCUGCCCUACCAGACGCUGACGGUGCACAUGGGCAGUCAGUGCGUGGAUCUGGAGUCGCAGGAGCAGCCCGAAUACUACUAGGCGUAUGCGCAAUGCAGUUGUCGAAGCAGAAGAGAAAAAACUCAAAAACAAAUAAAAAUUAUCCGUCGUUGUAAAGCUACCUAAUCCACUAAACUAAACUAAAUUAAACUAUGCAAUACCAUACUAUACUAUAUCUAUGCGGGUUUUUGCGCUAAGCAUAAAAGACUAUAUAUAUUUAGAUCUAUAUAUGGCAAACAUAGCUAUGUUCACGUGGUGUGUGUGUGCGUGUGUGUUGAGUGUGUGUGUGUGUGAAUUUUUAAGUUUGUCAACAAAUUCCAAGUAUUUUGAGCUCUUAUAUUUCUUGAUCGUAACCUAGCUUUAAAUGUUUUUGUAUAAUUGUUUACGAUUUUGUGUGUGUUCAUUGUUUAAAAUCUCGAAUCGGUUUAUAGUUUAGUUAAUAUAUAUCUAUAUAUUCAUGUAAGUUUAUUUUAUCGCUAGGCUUUUGCUGUUAAGUUUACCAAUAAUUUUUUAUACACAAAAAUCUUAGUUUAGCUAAGCUUAACUAUGUAUACAGAAUAUAUAUACAUACAUACAUAUAUAUAUUUACAUAUAUUUAAUAGCUAUAAAUGUGCGCUAGUGUGGGCGUUCCAAGCGUUGUAUUUUUUGAGGCGACUUAAGCAAAAAACA
Molecule: messenger RNA, 2494 nt
Organism: Drosophila novamexicana
Lineage: Eukaryota; Metazoa; Arthropoda; Insecta; Diptera; Drosophilidae
Gene: nord
Product: protein NDNF
Exons: 8
Coding region: 113-1867 (584 amino acids)
Source: RefSeq, a predicted model, not a curated record